Staurois parvus is the source of this 510-nucleotide messenger RNA. The record is from the annotation of a GenBank genome assembly. NCBI's taxonomy places the organism in Eukaryota, Metazoa, Chordata, Amphibia, Anura, Ranidae.
CCUUCCCUUCAGUCUUGCACAGAUGUACGGCUCCUCCCCUUCAGUCUUGCACAGGUGUAUUGGCUCCUCCUUUUCAGUCUUGCACAGUUGUACCGGCUCCUCCGCUUCAGUCUUGCACAGGUGUACCGGCUCCUCCCCUUCAGUCUUGCGCAGGUGUACCGGCUCCUCCCCUUCAGCCUUGCACAGGUGUACCAGCUCCUCCUCUUCAGUCUUGCACAGUUGUACCGGCUCCUCCCCUUCAAUCUUGCACAGGUGUUCCGACUCCUCCUCUUCAAUCUUGCACAGUUGUAACGACUCCUCCUCUUCAGUCUUGCACAGUUGUACCGGCUCCUCCCCUUCAAUCUUGCACAGGUGUACCGGCUCCUCCCCUUUAAUCUUGCACAGGUGUACCGGCUCCUCCUCUUCAAUCUUGCACAGUUGUACCAGCUCCUCCCCUUCAAUCUUGCACAGGUGUACCGGCUCCUCCCCUUAAGUCUCACACAGUUGUACCAGCUCCUCCCCUUCAGUCUU